This is a messenger RNA of Gavia stellata (red-throated loon), 1389 nucleotides long. It is a transcript of the gene GDF10, whose product is annotated as growth differentiation factor 10. Gene Ontology annotation, cellular component: extracellular region. The transcript is spliced from 3 exons. Gene Ontology annotation, biological process: osteoblast differentiation; BMP signaling pathway; SMAD protein signal transduction. NCBI's taxonomy places the organism in Eukaryota, Metazoa, Chordata, Aves, Gaviiformes, Gaviidae. Gene Ontology annotation, molecular function: cytokine activity; growth factor activity. Bases 1 to 1389 code for a protein of 462 amino acids. The record is from RefSeq and is a predicted model, not a curated record.
AUGGCCGGCCGCCUGACCUGCUGCCUCCUGCUGUGGGCCCUGGGCCAUGGGGGCUGCCGCUCGCCUGCGGGGGAGGGCGCCGGCAGCGAGCCCGCCUGCCCCGUCCAGCCGUCGGCCGCCCGGGACUCGUCCUCCCCCGGCCGCGGGGGCUCUUCGCCGCCCCCUGCGCUGGGCAGCAUCGCUCAGGACAUGGUAGCUGUCCACAUGCUUAAGCUCUACGAGAAGUACAACCGGGAAGGGAGCCGGCCCGGCGACGGCAACACGGUCCGCAGCUUCAAAGGCAGGCCAGAAUUCUUGGCCCAGAAGCCCUUGUACUGCUUCAAUCUGACAUCCAUGCAGGAUUCAGAGAUGAUCCUUACUGCCACUUUUCACUUCUAUGCUGACAAACGCCCUCGGCACCGGGAAGUGUUUUGUAAGCGGUCCAAAAACUCAUCCUGCCGUCUCCUUCACCUGCCUCCAAUCCUGCGGCUCAACCUCAUUUUCCAAAGCAUUCACCAGAAUUCUGCCUAUGGACUAGUGAAAGGGAACAUCACCGUGUUUCUUCAAAGGCGAGGGGCUUGGCAUGCAAAGGACAUUUCACACAUCAUAAAAGAAUCAAAACAGGCUGGAGAGCUCAUUCUCUGUGCUGAGCUUGAUUCUGGGGAGAAACAUCAGGGCUUCCCUGAACAGGUUGCCAGUCAUUUACCUUAUAUACUAGUUUAUGCCAAUGACCUUGCAAUCUCUGAACCUAACAGUGUGGCAGUCAGCCUACAGCGUUAUGACCCAUUCCCUUCCAAUGAUGGGGACCCAAAUCUAUCCCCUAAUGCUUCUACUGAUACCCGAGUGAGGAGGGAUACGUACCUCUCUAGCUCUAUUCAGAACAAUGAGUUGCCAGAAGUAGAUUAUAACAACAAUAAAUACAACAAACAUGACAUAUGGGAGAAUGCCUACAAGUCCUUGAAACCAAAAGCCUCACGCAAAGAUCGAAGGAGAAAAGGGCAAGAAAAUACAGAAACACUUACAAAGUCUCAGGUGCUAAAUUUUGAUGAGAAAACAAUGAAGAAAGCAAGGCGAAAACAAUGGAAUGAGCCAAGGAUUUGUUCAAGAAGAUACAUGAAAGUUGACUUUGCUGAUAUUGGCUGGAAUGAAUGGAUCAUAUCUCCCAAAUCAUUUGAUGCCUACUACUGUGCAGGGGCAUGUGAAUUUCCAAUGCCCAAGAUUGUCCGGCCAUCAAAUCAUGCUACAAUCCAGAGCAUCGUAAAAGCAGUGGGAAUCAUUCCCGGAAUCCCAGAACCCUGCUGCGUUCCUGACAAAAUGAGCUCACUGAGUGUCCUGUUCUUAGAUGAGAACAAAAAUGUUGUUUUAAAGGUAUAUCCCAAUAUGUCGGUUGAAACUUGCGCCUGCCGGUAA